This is a messenger RNA of Ustilago hordei, 678 nucleotides long. RefSeq lists its product as uncharacterized. Lineage: Eukaryota; Fungi; Basidiomycota; Ustilaginomycetes; Ustilaginales; Ustilaginaceae. The coding region runs from base 1 to 678 and encodes 225 amino acids. The transcript has 2 exons. The record is from RefSeq and is a predicted model, not a curated record.
AUGAAUCCUCCUGAACACUUCUACAACUCGAUCGCGAAUCUCAUCAAGCUCAAGCCUCAUUGGAAUCCCGCCACCGUGGAUGCUGUUCAGACCUCUACAUCUGCUGCAUGGGAAAAACAGGACAUUCGUCAGCGUGGAGCUGGACAGCACAGAAAGCUCGUCAAUACCGAGAUCCUCUUUGGUAUUGCCGUCGUCGACGAGAAGGGCCGCAUGUCGGUUAUUCCGACUUCUUCAUGGUUUCCCAGCUACGAAGACAUCUUCUUCUCGAACCUUUCGGACGAAGAACGAGUAGAGAAGAUAUAUCAAGCUGCAGUCUCACAACUCCGUCGCAUCUACAUACGCAGUUUGGAAGCAAAUGGAGUCAAGCUUGAACGCCAUCGUGAAGGAAUCGCCAUGGAUGCUGGAGAAGUAGAUGGCACCGAGCAAGUUCGUGAACAGUCGCAGGAGCCUGUAGCUACAGUUCCUGCACGACGCAAAAUCAAGCCUGACGAACUGCCGAUGGAACCAAGCAACUGCGGUUCUUCUUCAAAGAAGCGAAAGAGGCUACUAAUCGGCAUCAGCCAUUUUGGGAUGGUUUCGAUUGAUGGUAGCGCAGCACACGCCACAAUAUCUCGCGCUGUAGGUGGGUUUUGCAACGUUGGCAAGGAGACCUCGAUUGGAUACCGUGAGGUGGGGUGA